This is a messenger RNA of Psammomys obesus (fat sand rat), 1583 nucleotides long. RefSeq names its product TUB like protein 1 (gene Tulp1). Gene Ontology annotation, biological process: protein localization to cilium. Gene Ontology annotation, cellular component: cilium. Lineage: Eukaryota; Metazoa; Chordata; Mammalia; Rodentia; Muridae. The record is from RefSeq and is a predicted model, not a curated record. Bases 1 to 1455 code for a protein of 484 amino acids. Gene Ontology annotation, molecular function: actin filament binding. The transcript is spliced from 13 exons.
AUGCCGCUGCAGGAGGAGGCCCUGCGGGAGGUGUGGGCUUCGGACAGUGGCCCUGAAGAAGAGUGGCUGAGCCCAGAGCCCCCGCUGCGCCCCAAACAGCGACCCGCCCAGGGGCAGAAGUUGAGGAAGAAGAAGUCCGAGACCCCCGAGUCCCCUGGCUCCAAGCCCCGCAAAACUGGGGAGGAAGAGGAUUCGGAGGAUUCAGAUGACGAUGAGGAGGAGGAGGAAGAGGGGAAAAAAGAGAAAAGCUCUCUGGCCCCCAAGAAACCACCCAAGGAGAGAGAGCGCAAAACCAAGGCCCUGGGCCCAAAGGGGGACCUAGGAAGCCCUGCUGUCCCUCGGAAACCACUCCAAACCAAGAAGAAGGCGGGGGAGGGGACCAAGCUGAGAAAGGCAAAGAAGAAAGGGGCUGGGGAGACUGACAAGGACCCCUCGGGGAGCCCAGCAGCCGCAGCCGUGAGGAAAAAGAUUCCAGCCACCAUGUUCCUGGUCGGGGAAGGGGGCCCGCCUGAGAAGGGUGUGAAGAAGAAAGGGCCCCCCAAAGAGGAAAAGAAGAAGAAGGAGGAAGAGGAGGAGGAAGAGGAAGAGGAGGAGGCGGCUGCUGAGAUGAAGAACAGCAACCAGAAGGGCAGAGCAAAAGGGAAAGUCAAAAAGAAGGAGGAGAGGGCCCCAUCGCCCCCUGUGGAAGUGGGUGAACCCCGGGAGUUUGUGCUGCAGCCAGCGCCCCAGGGCCGGGUGGUCCGCUGCCGGCUGACCCGGGACAAGAAGGGCAUGGACCGUGGCAUGUACCCAUCCUACUUCCUCCACCUGGACUCGGAGAAGAAGGUGUUCCUCCUGGCGGGCAGGAAACGCAAACGGAGUAAGACCGCCAACUACCUCAUCUCCAGUGACCCCACCAACCUGUCCAGGGGAGGAGAGAAUUUCAUCGGAAAGCUGAGGUCUAACCUCCUGGGUAACCGCUUCACGGUCUUUGACAACGGGCAGAACCCGCAGCGAGGCGGAGGUGUGGACGUGGAGAGCCUGCGCCAGGAGCUGGCAGCUGUGGUCUAUGAAACCAACGUUUUAGGCUUCCGAGGACCCCGUCGCAUGACCGUCAUCAUCCCUGGAAUGAACUCGGACAAUGAGAGAGUCCCUAUCCGGCCACGAAAUUCCAGCGACGGGCUGCUGGUGCGCUGGCAGAACAAGACGCUGGAAAGCCUCAUUGAGCUGCACAACAAGCCGCCCAUCUGGAAUGAAGACAGCGGCUCCUACACCCUCAACUUCCAGGGCCGGGUCACCCAGGCCUCCGUCAAGAACUUCCAGAUUGUGCAUGCUGAUGACCCCGACUACAUCGUGCUGCAGUUCGGCCGAGUGGCUGAGGACGCCUUCACCCUGGAUUACCGCUACCCGCUGUGCGCCCUGCAGGCCUUCGCCAUCGCCCUCUCCAGCUUCGACGGGAAGCUAGCCUGCGAGUGACCAGCCCCACAGCCCCUCGGCGCCGGGAAAGCAUCAGUGGGGGGCGGCGGGGUCCCUCCCUCAGCUCCCCCGGAAGGGCUCACCCCUCUGCCUCUCGGUGACCUCCGCGCACCCUCCCGCCUGGCACC